Molecule: messenger RNA, 1956 nt
Organism: Acanthaster planci (crown-of-thorns starfish)
Lineage: Eukaryota; Metazoa; Echinodermata; Asteroidea; Valvatida; Acanthasteridae
Product: histone H2A-like
Cellular component (GO): nucleosome
Molecular function (GO): DNA binding; protein heterodimerization activity; structural constituent of chromatin
Source: RefSeq, a predicted model, not a curated record
UAGUAUCUGUAACAAGCAAAUCUAUUGAAAAUGUCGGGACGCGGAAAAGGAGGAAAGUCGCGUGCUAAGGCCAAGAGCCGAUCUGCUAGAGCUGGUCUGCAGUUCCCCGUGGGCCGUGUUCACCGCUUCCUGCGCAAGGGCAACUAUGCUGAGCGUGUGGGUGCCGGUGCCCCCGUCUACUUAGCAGCUGUUAUGGAGUACCUGGCUGCCGAGAUCCUUGAGCUGGCCGGUAACGCCGCCCGUGACAACAAGAAGACAAGAAUCAACCCCCGUCACUUGCAACUGGCCAUCCGCAACGACGAAGAGCUGAACAAGCUUCUCAGCGGUGUCACCAUUGCCCAGGGCGGUGUACUGCCCAACAUCCAGGCCGUUCUGCUGCCCAAGAAGACCUCGUCCAAGGCCACCAAAUAAGCGGUGCAUCUUCAGCUUCAACCAACCGGCUCUUUUCAGAGCCACCACAACUUCAAAAAGAGAUAAUUUCCUUGUCUGUUUCGCUAAAGACUUCCAAGUCGUGGUGUGAAAUAAACAUCUUGCAUGUAUGAUUGUCGCAGUACGGUUAGGCCCAAUUCCAAAUAACGAAUGUUAUCGCUCCUGAGGAGAGCGUUAUGUAACUUACGAGGUAGGCUAGCUUGUUUUUAGAAAUUUAGAUCUGUUAAGGCAAGUGGUCUACAUUUGGUGAAGUGUCUAUGAUGGCAGUGAGUAUCGAAUCAUUACACCCGCUAACCUUAAAAGAACCUUUGCAACGUUAACGCGUUGCAUCCCCUCCUAAAGCUGUUGAUCUUGGGUUUAAAAUCCACUUGACAUUUUCCAUGGUGUCUUACCACUUCCAAAAUCAAAGCUGAGUUUAGUUUUCACUCUGAGGGCCGGCAGCAAGCAAGGGGCCAAUUUCUGUUUUUUUGGGGGGGGUUCCAACUCAACGGGGGGAAGACUUUAGAGCUUUGAAGAUUUGUUCAUUCUGAAGUUAAGAGCCAACAAAGUAUCUCCUCGUAAGAUCAUAAGUGACAAAGAAAAUAACCCCCCCCCCGCAAGAUAAAUGCUGGAAAGGAAAAUUCCACGGCCCAAUAUUCUUUGUACAGGUAUAAGUAUUCAAAUUUGAAAGACCAAAAGGUUUCUUAAUGGAAAUAGGGAAAUGCGUUAAUGUACAAAUACAAAACAGAUAUGUGAUAACAUGAUUGCCUCCUAGCGAAUUAUAAUAGAAAAAGAAAGUCACAGAUAUAUCGAUGAUGCGGAUCACCAAUUUGAAUGAAUCGGGCGUUUUGAACAAUGAAGCACUGAAUGACCUAACACGAAAUACAUUUUAAAUACACCAAAACAAAAAACGAACGUUUGCAAUCAAAUUUGUUGGUUGUCUCAAAACUGAAUCCAGUAGCCACGCAAAUGCGGAAAAGGAAACCCGCGUUUGACAGGUGAUGUAAAAUCAACGCGAAAUUGAAUGAGUGAAAACUUCGUGCCUCAAGCUUGCCAAGUGACCUUGCAAUACAAUCUGCAAUAUAACAGUGUACACCGAGGUACUUUCACAGACUUUCCGAUAGAAGCACAUGUAUGUACAUGUACACGUGAUCUGUACAUUAUGAUGUACAUUAUAAAUACAUUAUAUUUUAAAUAUAUUAAAUUGCAAGGUAAAUUAACAAGAAACACAUUGUUCUUAGUACAUGUAGUAUUAAUUGUACAUGUAAAGUACACAGCGCAUGUGAUCACAGUAGGUCUAUAUGAAUGAAGAGGACCUCUAUCUUCUAUCGCAUUUUAUUUUUUUGUUUACUACUUCAACAAUUUUAGAAAGACAGUUGAAAAACAAUCAGUUCCAUUCUGCACAUGUAUGUACCGUACAGCGCCAUGAAGAAGCCAGGGGGACCACAGACUUUCAAUUGCGCCCUCUACGAACACACUGUACACGUACGCAUGUAAAGACCCCAAAUUUGCUUGAAAAACUGGCGCCGAUUUCAUAGAGCUGCUUAA